Messenger RNA from Homarus americanus (American lobster), 1249 nucleotides. RefSeq names its product protein FAM50 homolog. The record is from RefSeq and is a predicted model, not a curated record. The transcript has 8 exons. Gene Ontology annotation, biological process: chromatin organization. Lineage: Eukaryota; Metazoa; Arthropoda; Malacostraca; Decapoda; Nephropidae. Gene Ontology annotation, cellular component: nucleus. The coding region runs from base 83 to 1114 and encodes 343 amino acids.
CACAGGGUGACUAUCUUGUUUAUGUACACACGACACAAACCACUCUACAUGAGUAAAAUAAGGUAGAGGCUGACAGAGUAAAAUGGCACAAUAUAAAGGAGCAGCCAGUGAGGCAGGUCGAGCAAUGCAGAUUAAAAAGCGAAGAGAACGGGAGCAGGAGGAAAUGGAGCAAAAGAAAAGGAAAUUAGAGGAAUCAUUAAAGAUAAACAAGAUUGAGAACAAAUUUGCUGUUCAUUAUGAUGCCGUAGAACAGCAACUUAAGAGUUCUACAAUUGGCUUGGUUACUCUUAAUGAAAUGAAAGCCAAACAAGAAGAUGUUGUGAAAGAGAGAGAGAAAGAACUAGCAAGAAAAAAGAAAGAACAAGAAAAGUUACUGAGGAAAGAAAUUGAGGCCAAACAAGCCAAGAAAAAGGAACAAAGAGAGAAGAUUGCAAAACUUAGUUUUUGUCCUGAUGAUGAGGAAGAGGAAGAAGAAGAGGAGGAAGAAGAAGAGGAAGAGGAAGAGGCUGAUGAAUCAAAUGGAAAUGACAAGGAAUUUAAGAUGGCUAAAAACCCUGAUGUUGACACCAGCUUUUUACCGGACAGGGCAAGAGAAGAUGCUGAAAAUAGACUCAGGGAAGAAUUGCGACAGGAAUGGGUAGCAAAACAAGAAGCCAUGAAAAAUGAAGAAAUCGAGAUCACCUUUAGUUACUGGGAUGGAUCAGGCCACAGACGGUCUGUACGUAUGAAGAAAGGGAACAGUGUGUAUCAGUUUCUCCAACGUGGAUUAGAAAUCUUACGUAAGGAGUUUAAUGAGCUACGUUCUGUAUCUGCGGAUCAUCUGAUGUACAUUAAGGAGGAUCUUAUCAUACCACAUCAUUACACCUUUUAUGAUUUUAUUGUUAAUAAGGCACGUGGUAAGAGUGGACCACUGUUUCACUUUGAUGUUCGUGAUGAUGUACGAUUGGUGAGUGAUGCAUCUGUAGAAAAGGAAGAAUCACAUGCAGGUAAAGUGGUAAUGCGAAGUUGGUAUGAACGCAACAAGCACAUCUUUCCAGCAAGUAGAUGGGAACCAUAUGAUCCUCAGAAGAACUAUGAGAAAUACACAGUUAAGGAUAAAAACAAGAAGAAAUGAAAACUCUUCCAUUACACCCUAAACUCUCAAGUACAAAUAUGUCUUCUGUUCCUGCUGUACUGCCAGAUAAUGGGAUGUUUAUAAUACUAAGGUAUUCUUAGAAUGUACAAACACAAAAACAAUACCCUCCUUCCA